This is a messenger RNA of Exophiala xenobiotica, 696 nucleotides long. RefSeq lists its product as uncharacterized. Lineage: Eukaryota; Fungi; Ascomycota; Eurotiomycetes; Chaetothyriales; Herpotrichiellaceae. The coding region runs from base 121 to 696 and encodes 191 amino acids. The transcript has 4 exons. The record is from RefSeq and is a predicted model, not a curated record.
CCGAUGUUGCUUGCAUCGUCCUUGGACCAAGCUCCUCCAGAUCCUGUACUUUUGCAGCCAAUCCCUACACCCCGUACAGGGCGAUAGUUCGCUCAUCGAACCCCAAUCCUGGUGGGCAGGAUGUCCUCGUUUCGCGGUAACAGCCCUGGCAACGAGAUCAUCGCCAACAGCGGCUACACCGAUGCUUUCAAGACGAUAUUGCGCGUUGGAGGAGGCUGGGGAACAGUCAGCGGGCCCGGACUGUUCAUGCUACGCGUCAUCAUCUCCGGCAGCAUCGCUUCCGUGUUCAUGGGCAUGACCGGCGCCAGCAUCGGCGCCCUUAUGUUUGACACCGCGACCGUCCCGUUCGUCUUCUCCGCAUGCACAGGCUUCGUCCUCGGAGCCGUGGGCUUCUACCGCGAUGCCGUGCGCAAGUCUCUACGCAGUCUGGACCGGUAUCCGCGGCUGUUGCAGCUGCAUCUCGACGCGAAUUUCCCGCACCGUGGCUUCGAAACGUGGCCGCCCAAUCGGUUUCGGAGUGGUGUGUUCGCCUCCAGCUGGGUGCUGAGGAGUAUGUUGGUUGCCAGCUGGUUAACGGCGACGAACGCUAUCGAUCGAAUUCUAGAAGCGGAAGAGGAAGCUAUCCUGACGCCAAUUACAAAGUCGGGUGUGGAGGCGCAGAUGGAGGCAGCUAACGGCAGCGUCAAAGAGGCGUGA